This is a messenger RNA of Marmota flaviventris (yellow-bellied marmot), 867 nucleotides long. RefSeq names its product ChaC glutathione specific gamma-glutamylcyclotransferase 1 (gene Chac1). Gene Ontology annotation, cellular component: cytoplasm. NCBI's taxonomy places the organism in Eukaryota, Metazoa, Chordata, Mammalia, Rodentia, Sciuridae. The record is from RefSeq and is a predicted model, not a curated record. Gene Ontology annotation, molecular function: glutathione specific gamma-glutamylcyclotransferase activity. Gene Ontology annotation, biological process: glutathione catabolic process.
CGCCGGAGACCAGCCCCGGAGGCCGCCCGGGCCCGUCCCUGUGCCCGGCACCAUGAAGCAAGAGCCUGCAGCCCAGAACACCCCGCCCCCCUCGCCGUCUCCGAACGCAUCCGCGCAGUCCCCCCAGGAGGAUGGCGACCCUCCAGCACUUUGGAUUUUCGGGUAUGGCUCCCUAGUGUGGAGGCCCGACUUCGCUUACAGUGACAGCCGUGUGGGCUUCGUGCGAGGCUACAGCCGCCGUUUCUGGCAAGGAGACACCUUCCAUCGGGGCAACGACAAGAUGCCUGGUCGUGUGGUGACCCUCCUUGAAGAUCGUGAGGGCUGCACUUGGGGUGUGGCAUACCAGGUCCAAGGUGAGCAGGUGAGCGAGGCCCUGAAGUACCUGAAUGUGCGAGAGGCAGUGCUUGGUGGCUAUGACACCAAGGAAGUCACUUUCUAUCCUCAAGAUACACCUGAUCAACCACUCAAGGCAUUGGCUUAUGUGGCCACCCCACAGAACCCUGGCUACUUGGGCCCUGCUCCAGAAGAGGCCAUUGCUACACAGAUCCUGGCCUGCCGAGGCUUCUCUGGUCACAAUCUUGAGUACUUGCUGCGUCUUGCAGACUUCAUGCAGCUCUGUGGGCCUCAGGCCCAGGAUGAGCAUCUGGAAGCCAUCGUGGAUGCUGUAGGCACCAUGCUGCCCUGCUUCUGCCCGACAGAGCAAGCUCUGGCGCUGGUGUGAGGGGCUGAGCCCCUGCAGGGAGUGCCCAUGUGGACAUCAGGGCCAGGUGCCCACCACAGUGCUUGAUACAAACUUGAUACAGCUAGAAUUCCUGAGAUGUCAUGGUAGACAACUGGGGACUUCUCUUCCUAAGCCCCUGUCAGUCU